AUGGAGCCAGGAGAAGCAAACCAGAGCGGGCUUGAGUCCUUACCGGAUGAUGUGCUCUGUAUUAUUGUUUCAAAAGGCGGUUCGUCCUCAUCCCUCGACGUCUGCAACGCUCGGCUAUCCUGCAGAAGCCUAAAGUUUGAUCUGAGUGAUAGAGCUAUUGCCAAAGAUCUGAAGCUCUCCCCCUUGGUCAAGAACCCAAUGAGAGCUAAGUUUUACAACUCUCUAAUCAACUCUUGCUUGAAGGAGGAUAACCUAGAUGCUCACUUCAUCGUUGGUGUGCUAGAAUUCUUUGGAAACAGAAACAAAUACCUCGGCCUACACCAUCUCCAGAUCGCCACUAAGAGAGGUCAUCCACUACGACAGAACGCCAAAGUAUCCGGCCCCGCGCGUGCGCGGGGGCUGUGCCCCUAG
Brassica rapa (field mustard) is the source of this 411-nucleotide messenger RNA. Its product is annotated as F-box protein At2g35280-like. The record is from RefSeq and is a predicted model, not a curated record. Lineage: Eukaryota; Viridiplantae; Streptophyta; Magnoliopsida; Brassicales; Brassicaceae.